GCAGAACGAAGACUUGCGCUGCUGUAGCUUUUAUUUCCUUCGUAACAUAAAAACUGUCGGCUGAGCACGUUCACUGCGAACAACCCCGGGUUUCUCUGAUUCUAAUUCUCUUAACUCUUAUGUUACUUUGCAUCAAACAUGGUUUUCUCCACAGGAAGAAGUAAAUUAAGAAGAAGUACACAAAGAUAAAAGCCUGUCGUUAAGGAUCGUUCCAGAGAAAUGAGAGGUAAACAUUAGACCCGGGGAUAUCUGCGUUGUGCAGUGUACGAGUCCUCUCAGUUCUCGGGAGAGACACUGCUGACUGCUCAGCCACAGAAGGCACAAACAACUGUUGAAUAAAGGAAGUGCUGAUAACCAGCUGCCUCUCUUCCUUUCUCUGUGUCACUUUCUGACGGAUGCAGGCUGGUCUCAGUGCCUCCGGCCCCUGGCAGGUUUAGGGCUUCACAAAACGAUGGGAACCUGCAGGGGCACGUCGUCCUCUCCCUGCAGAUCCAGAUGCGUCAGCUGGCGCGUGGACUCGCCGACAGAGUCACCGACGCCUGUCACUACAGCUCCGACUGCUACGGAUGGAUUUUCUCAUCCAAACCAUCAGUCAGCUGGUUCAGGAUCGAUCCCACUUCUCCUUCUGUCACCACCUGAAACCGGUGGAGGAGAAUCAACAUUUUCCCACCAACUUCCGCAGCCGACUUUCACGACGCGGACGCAUGAGCUGGCCUCCGUACGUUCCCAUCCCUCCCAGCUGAACCCGCGCUCCAGCUCUGACAAAGCCACUAAUCGUUACGAUGAUCGGGGUGAGGAUGAUGGCGGUGACGAAGGCAGAAGCGGGAACCCGAGACCCCCAGAGGCUGAAAACAGGAGCAGGAGGGACCCGUCUCUUCUGCAUCCAGAGGCUGAGAGGUUCCUGCUCCCCAGGAGCAGUCCCGUCAUCUCCAGACGGCCCCUGUCCUGGCACGGAGAGGAAACCGACACGUCUACUCCACCCAGCCGGGACUCCCCGUCUCCUGCUUCCGGUUCACUGUCUCUGGAUCACCUUGGACGCCUGACAGUCGCCAGCCUGGAGGAUCUGGGAUCCAAACCGAGCUCCGGUCGGCGCUCACACCGGCUCCAGGAGGAAAAGAAGCAGCGCUGCGUGUCAGUCUCAUCAAAUCUGAACCAUUUCCUAAUCUCUCUGUUCCACCUACCCUUCAGUGGCCAAGAGGGGUCGGCCGAGGAGCGCAGACGGCGGCAUCUAACCAGCUGUGACGGCCCUCACACACCAGGCGUCUCCACCUCAUCUGAACACAGCAAACAGAGGAGAUGCAGUGGUAUCCCAGGGUUCUCUGCAGACGUCUUCAGGACCAGUUGUGAGCUGGAAAAGGAAAACGCUCAUUUCAUUGUGGUGGACAUGGUGCUGGAGGUGCUGGAAGGCGUGAAGUGGACCCUGGGCUUCGACCAGUGGACUUCCACGAUGGACGCACGCGCGUACAGGAGCUCUGCGGAGGACAGUCCCACGCGUGAACACCACGAACAGGGGCGUGAAGCGAACGGACACACACAGAGCGGUGCCGACGGAGGCGGCAGUAAGAGCAGACGUUCAGAUAAGACAUCACACAGACGCACGCGCUCCGCUUACCUGUGCACAAACCAACACACACAGGAAGAGGAGGCCACAGGGAACGAUGGGGCUGAACGUCAACCAAAGACCUUCUCUGUCCUCUGCGCUGACAGUGGAUUUGAAGACUGUGGAGGAGACACUGCACCGACACCAAAGGAUUCUCUCAGAAAUGCAGAGCGGCUGGCCGGGCGGCUGGUGCUGGACUUCAAGAGGAGCUGGUUUCCUUCCCACGGGCCUCGGCGGGGACGGCAAAGCCUCCGUAGCUCACUUCAGGAGCUGCCAGGUACUGGAAGCGUGGCGGUGAGCGGCGGCAGCCUGGAGGAGGAGAUCCGACUGAGGACCAGAAUGAGAGGAUCCCUGAGCUGGGCACCUCCUUGCUUCCAGAUCAUCUUCACCGUUCAGCCGACACUCAGGUCUCCAUCACGUCUGACGAGACUCAAAAACACUGAAUACAAAUACAAGGCAGGGAGACAAAAGGAAGGAAGAGACGAAUGCCUGAGGUGCUGUAGCGGAUGGAUAGGUGGAUGUGUACGUUCACACUUGACUGUUGGUGUGUUUCCUCCUCCAGACGCAGUGAGGUACUGGCCUUACAACACUUCCUGUGUGCAGGCUGUGGGACAGAGGUGGAGCCCAGUGAGUGCUGGGUACAUCAAGAAGUUGCGGUACUGUGAAUACCUGGGCAGGUAUUUCUGUCACUGCUGCCACGGUGGCUCCGAGGCUGUGAUUCCUGCUCGAGUUCUGUCCUGCUGGGACUUUGGCAGGUACCCGGUGAGUGAUUUCUCCAAGCAGCUGCUGGAUUCGGUUUGGCAUCAGCCUCUGUUUGACCUGAGCUGCCUCGGUAAGACGGUCCGCAGCAGAGUGAAGGAGCUGGACAAGUUCAGGGAGCUGCAGGGUAAACUGCUGGGCAUCAAGAAGCUGCUGAACGCCUGCAGAUUAGCUGGAAGGGCCAUGACUGAGUUUGAACAGCUUCCGUCUCACCUGAUCAUCGAGCGGCCACACCUGUUCUCCAUGGACGACCUGUUGAAGGUGAAGAGGGGUCAGCUCGCGGCGCAGGCCAGAGAGGCGCUGAACUCCGCCAUCAACCAUGUUGAAAACUGUGAGCUUGCAAGGCCUGCUUUCACAAACACUGCUUUGUGGAGAAGAACUGUCCAAAAUGUGCACGGAUCCAGUCACGGAAAAAGUGUCCAGAUGGAUCCAUGGAGUGUGGCAGCUGAACGGCUGCAGCUCCGUGCCAAGAUGGUUGAUUUCUCUCUCUUGCCCUUAGCUCCGUUUCACAUACAACACUUUUUUGUACCGUACAUGAAAUGUAAAUGAAUUUCUAGACUCAACCCCUCGUUCCUAUUCAAAUAAGGCUUCCUUACUAAAAUCAGGGAAAACGAACUCACACUAUUAUGCUCCCGAAUGGUUCACAUUCCCUGUGUAAACAACAGAUUGUCUGCUGUAUUUUGUUUUGUUUUUUUUGUUUUUUUUGGGGGGGGGGGCUAGUUGAACGGGCAGUGGUGACACCAGGGCAAACACCGCCGGGUGCAUGUGCUGUUUGGUGGAGUUGUGGGAUCAUACCGUCUGAUCCAUACGGUCAAACCAGCCGACGGUGAAGAACCGGGCGGAGAACAGGCCGCGGGACGCAGAGCAGUCACUUCCGAGGGUUUCUUUCAUCGGAGGAAAAUCAGAUGUAGUGUCGGAGCGUUUGGUUGCUUACUUUGUAAAAAGUAUAGCUCACUAGACAAGUCACACGAUUCUGAAAAUUACAGCGCAACCUGAAUGUUAGUUUACAUGGAUGAAUUCAUCAUUUUGCAGGAUCUGUUUUUGUCAGGAAAGGAAACGAGGGAGACAGCUACAAACAAAGGUUCCCGAGCAGACCUGAUCCGACGUGGUUCAUGGUUGGACCCUCGACCCCUUACAUCGCCUUUAUUUUGAAAUACACUUCCCAGCGGUGCAAAAAGUAGCCUCAUUUUUAAUUUUCAUUGAAUAAAAUAAAAGUCUUUUCGAUAAUGUAACAUUAAAUGUUAUUUCAUAUGAACAUAUGUUGAUGUUUACAAGUCUUUUAUAAUAGAGCUCUGACAGAAUAAUAACUGUGGA
Molecule: messenger RNA, 3673 nt
Organism: Xiphias gladius (swordfish)
Lineage: Eukaryota; Metazoa; Chordata; Actinopteri; Istiophoriformes; Xiphiidae
Gene: rubcnl
Product: rubicon like autophagy enhancer
Exons: 15
Coding region: 452-2908 (818 amino acids)
Biological process (GO): autophagosome-endosome fusion; autophagosome-lysosome fusion; autophagosome maturation
Cellular component (GO): autophagosome membrane; intracellular membrane-bounded organelle
Molecular function (GO): phosphatidylinositol phosphate binding
Source: RefSeq, a predicted model, not a curated record